GGUAGCCUCUUUAUAUUCUUUCACCUUCUUCCCUCCUUCUCUUCUUCCUUUUCCCCUCAUCCAACUCGACGACUCCGUAUCGACUCCGUCAGAUACUGCAUCUGCCAGAAUCUCCGAGCUUCUCGAUCACCGCCAUCUGCCAGGCCUGCUGACUGUCUCGUCGGUCGCAGCGCACUUUUUUUUUUUUUUUUUUUUCAACCUCUACAGCGAAUCUUUCGCCUCCAACGUGAACACUCAAUCAGCCGCACUUAUCCGCACAGCCCAUCUGUCAUCUUUUCUGCAUCAGUCUCCUCUAGAUUGUCUGCUUCUCACCAGCAUUCUGCCCACUUAGCAGUCCAUUGCCGGUCCCUAGCUGUUUAUGUAUCAGCACGAUUCCGCCACCGUAUCCAGACGUUUCUUCACGCUGCAGUUAUUUCGCAUACCGCGGAAACCUAGCAGUCCCGAUAUCAGAUCCGACGGUUGAUAUUCGCCUCCAUUUCAGAGUUCAUGCCUGUCCCACUGCAGUCCAGAAUCUGUCCGGUCCUCCCUAUGUUCAGUACGCAUAACUGUUGAGCUUUUUCAGUGCCCUUCGUCCUCGACUCGCCCGCUAUAUCCAGCGUCAAGAACCAAAAACUACGCUUCGAGUCGCUUCAUGCCGACAUCUUCGUCACAGACGUAAUCAUUUAGCCCACAAGCCCUCAAGACCUCGUCUCGCCACUUCAAAACACAAAAUCCAAGUCUUCAGAAAUAAAAACCUUUUACAACCGUCAUCAUGUCUCUCGUCAACGUUCGUCGCGAUGUCAGCGAUGCCUUCUACCGCUACAAGAUGGAGCGCAUCCAGACCAAGAUUGAAGGCAAGGGUAACGGUAUCAAGACCGUUGUCGUCAACUUGUCCAGCGUCGCCCAGUCUCUUGCUCGCCCUGGUUCCUAUGUCAUCAAGUACUUUGGUUUCGAGCUUGGUGCUCAGACCAACAUUGACCCCAAGGACGACCGUUGGAUCAUCAACGGCGCCCACGAUGCUGCCAAGCUGCAGGACCAUCUUGAUGGCUUCAUCAACAAAUUUGUCCUCUGCAAGAAAUGCAAGAACCCUGAGACCGAUGUCACCAUCAAAGAUGAUCACAUCAUUCUCGAUUGCAAGGCUUGCGGUCAGCGCACCGACGUUGACCUGCGCUUGAAGCUUAGUGGAUUCAUCCUCAAGAACCAGCCCAAGAAGGGCAAGAAAGACAAGGCCGAGCGCCGAGCUGCCAAAAAGGCCAAGCAGAAUGGCCAUGCCAAGGAGAAUGGCAACGGCAGCGGCGAAGAUGGCUCUGAGCACGGAUCCAACGAGACUGGCGACAACGAGGCCGAUGUCGGUAGCGAUGACGAGUUCCAAAAGGUCCAGGCCGAGGCAAUUACUGCUGCCAGCGCUGAACACGAGAUCAAGGAUGAUGAGUGGGCUGUCGACAUGAGCGCGGAAGCCGUCAAGGCCCGCCAAGCACAGCUGCCCGGCGAGCUCAAGCAGAAGCUCAACAUUGGCGGCGACGACGAAGACGAGGACGGCGAGGGUGGUGGCAACACCGUCUACGACGACCUUGGCAACUGGAUUGUCCAGGAGGCUGAAGAGAAGGGCGGCGUUGACAAGGUCGACUCCAUCAACAUUUAUCUCAAGGCCAAGGAGCUUGGCAUUGAGAACAAGCACCGAUCUGUUCUCGUUCUGGUGCAGACCGUCUUUGACAAGAACAUUCUUGCCCAGAUUCCCAAGCGCGCAAGCAUGCUUAAACAGUUUGUCACGUCUGAGAAGCAUGAAAAGGCCCUGCUUGGUGGCACUGAGCGCCUCGUCGGCACCCUCAGCAAGGAGCACCCCGAAAUGCUGCAGCAAGUCGCCAAGAUCCUGCAACUGUACUACGAACAUGACCUUGCCACUGAGGAGGUCCUCAUUCCCUGGGGCUCCAAGGCUAGCAAGAAGUACAUUGACGUUGCUACUUCUCGCAAGGUCCGCAAGGCUGCUGAGCCCUUUAUCAACUGGCUCAAGGAGGCCGAAUCGGAGGAAUCCGAGGAAGAGGACGAGUAAAAUCGCCUCUUACUCCCCCCCUUUUUGACAUGCCCGUUGCUUUUUAGCGUGCUAUUUUUCUCCUGUCAUUUGCUAGAUUGGAAUUUGGAUGAUAUGGGAAGUGAACAAUAGCUGGGUAACUGUCGAGGGGAGUUGACAAUGAAAUUGGCUCCUUUUGUUUGAUAUAGGUAUACAUUUUUACAUGUAUUGAACUUGUAGGACAGAAAACGGAUCUUUGUAGGUAGUAUCACCAGGUAGAUUGCUUUUAUGAAAUCAUACUGUCCACUCA
Trichoderma atroviride IMI 206040 is the source of this 2297-nucleotide messenger RNA. RefSeq lists its product as uncharacterized. The record is from RefSeq and is a predicted model, not a curated record. NCBI's taxonomy places the organism in Eukaryota, Fungi, Ascomycota, Sordariomycetes, Hypocreales, Hypocreaceae. Gene Ontology annotation, biological process: translational initiation; formation of cytoplasmic translation initiation complex; formation of translation preinitiation complex. Gene Ontology annotation, molecular function: eukaryotic initiation factor eIF2 binding; GDP-dissociation inhibitor activity; translation initiation factor activity. Gene Ontology annotation, cellular component: cytosol.